Messenger RNA from Striga hermonthica, 1467 nucleotides. The record is from the annotation of a GenBank genome assembly. NCBI's taxonomy places the organism in Eukaryota, Viridiplantae, Streptophyta, Magnoliopsida, Lamiales, Orobanchaceae.
AUGAUCGAUGGAACUCUGAGGCGAAAUUUUCCUUCGCCGGGAAGGGCGAGGGAGCCGCCGCCGCCCGGGGUGUCGAUUGGAUGGCCUACCAACGGGAUGCUGGUGGUAUCUGUAUCUGUCAUGAAUGAUCCAGUGCAUCCCAAGCCUAAUCAUUUGGAAGAGUUUUAUGAUGUCCUCAAUUUCUGUCGGCAUCCUCGUCGAGGGUUGCGGUGUCACCAUGGUUGGGGGAAUGGUUGGUUGGGUAGUAGGCAAAAUCGUCCACAAUCCAAUAUCGAAAAUCUGCCGCGGGGUGUCGUACUCGAUGGUCACUGGCACUGGUUUGUCGGGCCUGUCGGCGGCUGCCAGUCGCUCAGCAUCUCAUCGCUCAUCCUCGAGGCUUCCCAUACAUUUUCUCGACGUAAGCACCAGCUUGUCGGGUACCUGACAAUUGGUGGUCGGGUGGCAGUGGCGGAGAAUGACGACGAUAUGUGGCGGGUGGAGGUGGCAGCAACGGUGGCGAUGGAGGUGGUGGUGGAGUACGUGUGUCAGUGGUUGAUGGUGGGGACGGUGGAGAACAUAGAGGAGCUUUUGUCCUUCGCAGCCAUGUCCCUGAGCAGAAUAACGAGCCGGGUCUCGAGGACCGUGCUAACUCAGUGCCGCAACUCGGCGCUCCUCAUCGGCCGCCAUGAAAACAAUCACUUUCAAAAUUCAUCGAAUAUAUUAAUUUCCUCGCGUGGGCUAAGUGAUAAGCCAGAUGACGAAGCUGCUGCUGCUGCUGCAACUGAUGAUAUUCCUCGAACUGAAGCGGUCGAAAAUGCCGAAUCAGGUCCUCAAAUUAGUACUUCCGAGACUCCUAAGAGGAAAAGAGGUGCUAAACGAGUUGCGUUUUCUGAUUCUGAUUCAGAUUUGGAGCCUGACCUCUCCAGGGAUGACCUGGUAAAGCUCGUGGCCGAGAAGGAACAGCUUCUAGCCACAAAGCAGGAAGAGCUGGAGCAGGUGAAGGAUACAGCCAUGAGGUCAUUGACUGAGAUGGAAAACACAAAGGAGCGUGCCCUACGUGAAGCCGAAAGUGCCAAGAAAUUUGCUAUUCUGAACUUUGCUAAAAGCCUUUUGGAUGUAGCGGAUAAUCUGGGUAGGGCUUCUUCUGCUGCAAAAGAGAGUUUCUCAAAAGUGGAUGUGUCUAAGGAUGCAUCUGUAGCCACUCAACAGCUCAAAACACUUCUUGCAGGUGUUGAAAUGACUGAAAAACAACUGAACGAGGUAUUUAGAAAGUUUGGGCUAGAAAAAUACGACCCGGUAGAUGAAGAAUUUGACCCAAACAGGCAUAAUGCCGUGUUCCAAGUUCCGGAUCCUUCCAAGCCAGCCGACCGUGUUGCAGUUGUUCUAAAGGCUGGAUAUAUUCUGCACGAUCGAGUUAUAAGGCCAGCUGAAGUUGGCGUAACAGUGGCAGCAAACAGUGAGGAGGGUGAGAAGGCAUCUGAGGACUGA